AUGGAAGACCUUGACUUUACUCAGUCAUCUGAAGCAGCCUCAGAGUAUGACAAGUUGCCUCACCCUGAUUAUGAAAAUAUAUUGGUGCUAAUUGAACACCUUAGAAUGGAGUACAAAGAUUCUAGCAGCCUAUUAAAAAUCCAGGAUACAGUUCAUUCAUAUAAAAGAUUAGUACAACUUAAAAAUAGUCACUGUGACGUACUUAUAGAAAAAAAUAAAACAAUGGAAAAUAAAGUUAGUGGACUACAUAAGAAGCUGUCAGAAACAGAGCAUGAAAAAAUGGACCAAGAACAAGAACUCUGCAAUUUGAGAUUUGCUUUAAAACAAGAAGAGGAGAAGAGAAAAAAUGCCGAAUGGGUUUGUGAAAAAAUGAAGGAACGGUUGAGAGAAAAAGAAGAGCAGUGUGAUAAAGAAGCUGAAAUGAAACAGCAGCUUGAAAGCCACGUUAGAAAACUGGAUGUGGAACUGAAAACUGUAAGAAAUAAACUUACUCAAACUUUAGAAGAAUGCAAUGACACCCAGAGGCAACUUCUGGAAGAACAGAAUGCCAGACGCUUACAGGAUGAGAAUCUGGUGAAUCACCUGCACAAGCAAAAGGAGCUAGAAAUGGCACAAGACAAAAUUAGUUCUGAGUUACAAGAAGCACUGGAUCAAAGCACAAAGUCCGAACAAUGUGCUAAGAAAAUGCAAGACUGCAUACAAAAACUUGGACUUGAAAAUUACAAGUUAAAAGUUACAGUAACAAAGCAAGCAGAGAGAAUUGAACAGCUGAAGGAAAACCUAGUAAACGAAAAUUUGAAUGAUGAUCUUACUGCAAAACUGGAAACUGCAUCUUCAAAAUAUCUACAUCUACAUAAAGAAAAUCAGCUUCUCCAGCAGGAGUUAUUGUCUAUGAAAUCCACAAAAAGGAAAUGUGAACAACUAAGGGAGCAUAAAAAGAAGUUGGAACAAGAAAUAGUUAACCUCAAAAGUCACAUGGAAAAGAAUAUGAUAGAAUGUGGUCAAGUAGAACAAUAUAAAUGGGAAAUUGAAGAGAAAACAAAACAAGAUCUAGUGGAAAAAUUGAAACAAGUCAAUCUAUUCUUACAGGUACAAGCAGCAUAUGAGGAAAAGUUACAGCAAUUAAGAAAUAAACAGAAUGCUUCAAUAAGAAGUCAGAUGGAUCUCAGAAUAAGAGAUCUAGAAUCUGAAUUCUCUAAAAUGAAAAAUCAAGUAGAUUGUAACAAAAUAGAAAUGGAAAACUAUAAGCAACUCUAUCUAGAAGAAGUCAAAAUUAGAAAAUCAUUGUCGAAUAAACUAAGCAAAACAGACGAGAGGCUAGCGGAGGUAAAGACUGAACUUCUCUUGGAGAGAAGGCAGAACAGACCUUUACUGUAUAGCACUCUCAAUACAAGGCCUGCCUUAGAGUCCAUUUGUCCUGGAGACCUUAGUGAUAGAUUUUUCAUUUCAAGAAGUUUUUCAAGAGAAAACUUAGUUGUUCCUACCUCGAAUCUCUGGCAUUCUAUUGAGACCAUGCCAGACUGCAAAAACAAGGAGGCUCCGUCCCAAGGCCUCAGGCUCACAGACUAA
Molecule: messenger RNA, 1569 nt
Organism: Nannospalax galili (Upper Galilee mountains blind mole rat)
Lineage: Eukaryota; Metazoa; Chordata; Mammalia; Rodentia; Spalacidae
Product: ankyrin repeat domain-containing protein 26-like
Exons: 10
Coding region: 1-1569 (522 amino acids)
Source: RefSeq, a predicted model, not a curated record